AAGCUUUCAUGCUGUCCCCUAUUCCUUUGUUAUUCCAAGGUGCGUGUCCCUUUGUUUGGCACAUCCUUGUCGCAUGGGCCACACACAAAACAAGGGGCAAGUUUUACCCCUGUCAGUGGCCAAGUCAGUCAUUGUGUCGUGUAUCUCUUCAGCACCCAAAGCUCCUAGCACAGAUCGAGAUAAUACAAAGUCUUCUACCCAAGUCCGAGAAACAAAGAAAAGGAAAAAGGAAGGAAGAAAAAAGAAGCCAAGAAGAGGGAAAAGGAGAAAGGGAGACGAAAGGAGACGAAAGACAAAGGAAGUGAAGAAAGUGAAAGAAAGAGGGAAGGGAAGAAAGAAAAGAAAUAAAGGAAAAAGAGGAAAAUGUGGUGUUCAAAGAACAGGUUCAAACAAGUGCAUACCUUGUCAUUCGAUCUUGCCAGCAAGGGUGGCACAAGACCACACUCACAUCCUCUUUGCCUUCCCUUUUUCCCCUUGUUCCGCC
This is a messenger RNA of Chaetomium strumarium, 484 nucleotides long. RefSeq lists its product as uncharacterized. The transcript has a single exon. NCBI's taxonomy places the organism in Eukaryota, Fungi, Ascomycota, Sordariomycetes, Sordariales, Chaetomiaceae. The record is from RefSeq and is a predicted model, not a curated record. Bases 9 to 305 code for a protein of 98 amino acids.